AUGAACACGUCUGUGGUGAACGACUCCUCUCCCUCCUCUACCCUGGACAACCUAAACCACUACAUGGCCCAGACCAAAUAUCUCUUCACCAUCGCCUACCUACUCAACCUCAUCAUGGGUCUCCCCACCAAUGUCUACGUCCUGUGGCUGAUAGUGACCGGAGCUGUAGGGACGAUGGCUUCAGAGUUCUUCUCUCUCAAUCUGACCGUGUCUGAGAUCAUCUACUGUCUAUUCAAUGUCUUGACUUUGCUGGACUACUAUCUGUUGAAUGGCUUGUUCCUGCCUGCCAGGGCUUUCUCUAUGGGUUUACUUACUGUCAGUCGUCCUCUGUUCCAGUGCUGUAUCUGUGUGGAGCGCUACCUGGCGGUGGUCCACCCUGUAACCUUCCUGAAGUACAAACCCCUGAGAUACAGGGUGGGGUUUUGUGGUGUUGUCUGGCUGGUGGUUCUUGGGUUCUGUGUUGUUGCGUUGUUCAUGUCUUUCUCAACCACCUUCUAUUACUUUUACAUGGCUCAGUAUCUGGUUGUGUUUUCCAUUGAGUUGUUCUGCUGCCUGGCUGUUCUCAGAGCUCUGAGACGUCCCGGGCCGGGGGAAGGAGAGAGAGAGGGGGAAGGGAUGAGCAACAUGAAGAGAAAGGCUUUCUGGAUCAUUCUGGUAAUUCUGGUGUCUGUGGUCGUGAGUGUUCUUCCUGUCAUGGUCACUGUGUCUUUCCAAGGGUACCUGAACUUCAACGACUUCUACUUUGCUCUCUCCAUCUCUUUCUCCCUCAUAAUCAUAUCUGGGUUUGUUCAGCCCCUCCUCUACCUCCACAGAGCUGGGAAACUGGCCUGUAUCAGGGGACCUGAGAAUAGCUCCCCUUAA
Oncorhynchus nerka (sockeye salmon) is the source of this 861-nucleotide messenger RNA. Its product is annotated as G-protein coupled receptor 35-like. Lineage: Eukaryota; Metazoa; Chordata; Actinopteri; Salmoniformes; Salmonidae. The transcript has a single exon. Gene Ontology annotation, biological process: phospholipase C-activating G protein-coupled receptor signaling pathway; positive regulation of Rho protein signal transduction. The coding region runs from base 1 to 861 and encodes 286 amino acids. Gene Ontology annotation, cellular component: plasma membrane. Gene Ontology annotation, molecular function: G protein-coupled receptor activity. The record is from RefSeq and is a predicted model, not a curated record.